Messenger RNA from Melitaea cinxia (Glanville fritillary), 1270 nucleotides. RefSeq names its product PI-PLC X domain-containing protein 3. The coding region runs from base 45 to 1028 and encodes 327 amino acids. Gene Ontology annotation, molecular function: phosphoric diester hydrolase activity. The record is from RefSeq and is a predicted model, not a curated record. NCBI's taxonomy places the organism in Eukaryota, Metazoa, Arthropoda, Insecta, Lepidoptera, Nymphalidae. Gene Ontology annotation, biological process: lipid metabolic process. The transcript has 7 exons.
GUUGCCUUAGUAACCUCGGAAAUAUAAACCACGAAGCUAUAAUUAUGAGUGAGAAUGGUUCUGCACAAAAAGUUGAUCUUAAAAACUGGAUGAGAGAUUUGCCUGAACAAAUUAGAAAUAUUCCAUUUAUAUACCUUGCCAUUCCGGGAAGUCAUGACUCAAUGACAUAUGGCAUUACUAGAUCCAGUGGCCUUGCUCCAGAUGCAGAACCAGUAUUGAAAAGACUGUACCCUUUAUUCCAAGGUACGAUAUUAAGAUGGACCAUAACACAGUCAAUUGAUGCCUUACAGCAACUUCUCAUAGGCAUUAGGUAUUUUGACUUGAGAUUAGCGACAAAAAAUGGAACGGAUAACUUUUUUUUUACUCAUGGAGUGUAUGCAGGGGAAAUAUCUCAGCCUCUUAACCAAAUAAAAAACUUCAUAAAUGAGCAUCCACAUGAAGUUGUUGUAUUAGAUUUUCAGCAUUUCUAUCGUUUCACACCAGAUGAUCAUCAAAGGCUUAUAAGAUUUAUAUUAAAUCUAUUUGGGCCACAACUUGUACCAAGGAAGCAAGAUUUAGAUGGCAUUACACUUAAUUCACUCUACAGGUUACGGAACCAGGUAAUAGUAGUCUAUCGGCACCAAUCGGUAUAUUCUACAGGAGAAUUUUGGGUACCCCAAAUGAUACCAUCCCCAUGGCCACAACAGGAUAAUAUCAGCAGCCUGCUAAAUUUUCUAAAACAUGUAAAACGGCACCCCGGCAUGGGUUUUGUGCAUCAAGCAGUUCUAACACCAACUCCAGCAUUUAUUUUGUUUAGAUGGGUAUCCACCUUACGUGAGAAAUGUGCUAAACCUGUGAAAAACGAAAUCUAUCCUAAAUUGUCAGAAUUUUCACCAGGAAGACCAAUAGACAGGGAUGGGCCAACCCCAGUUAAUAUCAUCAUAGCUGAUUUUGUUGAAAUGGAUGAUGCCAUAUUUUCAAAAACAGUCAUACAACUUAAUUUAAAACUUUUACAAAAUACAGAAUUUGUGUCUCAUAGUUAUGGGUAAGAUAAGAAAAAUAUCACUCAAGCUUUAAACUAUUCCAUUAGAUAUCUUAAGAAACUUAUGACUUGUACCUGCAUUUUUAUUUUGUUUUUACAUGUUUUGCUACAGAACUUAAGAACGGAGAUUUGUUUUAUACAACCAUAUUUUAUUGUACAUAGAUUACAGAAUAUAUUUUUGUGAAGGGAAAAUUUUAUAAAAUAAACAAAUAUGUACGUUGAAAUUAGAUGUUUUGCUCACGAUUAUAA